UGCUUGUCCACCAGUUCAGCAACCACAGAGUUGCAGUGACUCGAGGGAUCAUUUCAGGCUGCUGAUUGUACUCAAUCUCUUCACCCUCACUCCGCCCACUGAUCUGUUAGCACAUUAAACAGUCAUUUCCCUCUCUCAGUUACGCAAGGUAAGAACAUUUCGCAGCUGAAGUAUGACUCGCCGUGUGGCCGUGGUUGGAGGAGGCAGUUCGGGUUUGACCUGUAUCAAGUCCUGCCUGGAUGAGGGUUUGGAGCCUGUCUGCUUUGAGAGCAGCGAUGACAUAGGUGGUCUGUGGAGGUUUAAGGAGAAUCCAGAGGCAGACAGGGCGAGCAUCUACCACUCUGUCAUCAUCAACACCUCCAAGGAGAUGAUGUGUUUCAGUGACUUCCCCAUCCCUGGACACUUCCCAAACUACAUGCACAACUCCCUCAUCAUGGACUACUUUCGGAUGUAUGCCGACCACUUCCGGCUCACCAAGUACAUACGCUUCAAUACCAAAGUCUUGCAGAUCAAGCAGAGGUCAGAUUUUUCUCAUUCAGGCCAGUGGGAUGUUGAGACAGAAAACAAGGAGGGCAAAAAGGAGAAACACAUUUUCGAUGCGGUGAUGAUCUGUAUUGGACAUCACUGCCAGCCCAACCUGCCACUGCAUGACUUCCCAGGCAUUGACACCUUCAAGGGAAAGUACUUCCACAGCAGAGACUAUAAGACUCCUGAGGAGUGGAGAAAUAAAAAGGUUGUGGUGAUCGGAAUCGGAAACUCUGGAGGAGACAUCGCAGUGGAGCUGAGCAGAGUCACCAAGCAGCUCUACCUGAGCACUCGAAGGGGAGCCUGGAUUCUGAACCGAGUUGGGGACAAUGGGUUGCCACUAGAUCUGUCUUUUAACAGGGUGUUGAACUUUCUCAGGAGAAUCCUUCCCUUUGGUUUUUUUUGUAGUUUAGGAGAGAAAGUGCUCAACCAAAGAUUUGAUCACGCUCUGUACAAUCUGAAGCCAAAGCACAGGUUGUUCAGCCAACAUCCCACAAUGAAUGAUGAGCUUCCCAACCGCAUCCUGUCUGGAACAGUCCUGGUGAAACCCAACAUCCGCAGGUUUCAGGGCUCCAGCGUGGAGUUUGAUGAUGGAAGUGUUGUGGAAGAUGUCGACCUGGUGGUGUUUGCCACAGGUUACAGGUUUUUCUUCCCAUUCUUGGCCUCACACGUGGUCUCAGUGUCUGAGAACAAAGCAUCGCUGUACAAAUAUGUGUUUCCUCCUGAGAUGGAGCGCCCAACUCUGGCUAUCAUUGGUCUCAUUCAGCCGCUGGGUGCUAUUAUGCCCAUCUCUGAGAUGCAGGCCAGAUGGGCCACACGUGUCUUUAAAGGGUGCCUCAAGCUUCCCUCAGUGGCUUCCAUGCUGAAAGAUGUCCAGUGCAAAAAGGAGGAGAUGGCUAGAAGGUAUGUCACCAGUCAGCGACACACCAUCCAGGUUGACUAUCUCAGCUACAUGGAUGAGCUAGCAGAGCAGGUUGGAGUUAAACCCAACUUCCUGAAGCUGAUGUUGACUGAUCCCAGAGUGGCAUUAAGUGUGAUAUUUGGUCCCAGCACACCAUACCAGUAUCGUCUCAGAGGGCCAGGAAAAUGGGCCGGAGCCCGCCAGGCCAUUCUUACCCUGUGGGAGAGAGUGGCUGAGCCCAUGCAGACCAGACCCUGUGAUGAUCCCAAACCCAAGAGAUCAUUUAUGUGGCCUGUGGUUCUGUCAGCUGCUGCAGUUGGCGUGGCUGCCUACGUUAACAGGAGCAACCUCCUGGCUUAUAUGCAGGAUCCCUCUGCACUGUUGGACAAGAUGAAAGGGUACCUGCCUGCACAGUGAUGUGCACUGCACACCUAUUUCACUCAAUAAUGUGUUAUUCCUUUAACACAUUUAUGAGCCAAAAUUUAAAUGCAGCAUUUUUGUUUUUGUUUCAGUUUUUACAGGUUUAACUUAAAGAUGAAAGACUUUGUAAUGGGGUCAUUGGUAACAGAGAACACCAGUAAUGGCUAUAUGAGACUACAGAUAUUCCAGCCUCCUGACGCAUAUGGUGGCGCAUAUCAAAAUCGUGAUAAAACUGCAUCAUUACGAAACUGAUUUUCUUCAGUCUACAUGCAUGCAGUUUUUACAAUGUACUCCACUAGCUCCUGAAAUGCAUGAGACACCAAAAUAGGUUAGUUAAUCAAUGAUACCGCCUCAAAGACAAAGUGGUGCUAUACUAUGCCAAACAUAAUCAACAUAUACAGCUGUCAUAUUUAACAUAUACAACUGUCUGUCUCUUUUUUUCCUUUCAUAUACAUUACAUUACUACAUUCAUAUAAUCAAUAAGUCAAUUCAAAAAGUUGUGUAUGCAUGGCUCUCUUUUAUUACCACACAUAACCACCUUGCCCCAUAGAAUGAAUGUUGCCUGCAUAACAAUAAUAUAGACAUUUUAAGACCGUGGUCUGUGUAUCAUCCGGUCAUUCUGUUAGGCUAUUUGAUCAGUUUCAUUCGUGGGAAAAAUAAAUUAAUGGAAUCAGGCUCAUAUUGCAUUUUUUCUUUCUUUUUUUUGGGUGUGUAUUAA
Plectropomus leopardus (leopard coralgrouper) is the source of this 2564-nucleotide messenger RNA. RefSeq names its product flavin containing dimethylaniline monoxygenase 5 (gene fmo5). NCBI's taxonomy places the organism in Eukaryota, Metazoa, Chordata, Actinopteri, Perciformes, Serranidae. Gene Ontology annotation, molecular function: NADP binding; N,N-dimethylaniline monooxygenase activity; flavin adenine dinucleotide binding. The record is from RefSeq and is a predicted model, not a curated record.